CUCAUCCUCGUCAAAACCACAGACAAAUCGAAUGCCGUAAAGUUUGUGUUCUAUUCACUCUCUUACGACACCCUCGACUGUGUUUCUCAAAUCCCGAUGAAUCUCCCUCUAGCACCCGUUCAUUUCCUCAUUAGACCAAAUUAUUACCUUAAGCUUGCCGCUUCCUGUAAUGGGCUACUAUGCCUUUACGAUUUCCGAACCAGCGGCUUCUAUCUCUGGAACCCCACCACACCAAAUGUAGGAUUCAAAGCUAUCCCGCCCUUGUUUCCUCCUCCCUCCAGCGUUGGGUUCGACUUCGACCCCAAUUCCAGCGACUUCAAGGUGGUUAGCGUUCGUCACGUUGUGAACGGCUCUGGUAUUUCAGCGCUGAUAGCGGAAGUCUACAGUAUGAGCAGUGGUUCUUGGAGACUGCUUGACCUUCGCGUGCCUUACGGUAUUUUUGCCCAUUCACAGAUUCUGGCUUUGGGUGGGGUUUUCUUAUGGUUGGCGGAGCAAGAUGGCGGUCAAAUUAUUUCUUUUGAUUUCACCGACGAGGUGUUCCGUACGACACCGCUUCCGUACUCUAGAGAUCCAUUGCGUUUUUAUCCCCAGUUGAUGGAGUUAAACGGGUAUGUUGCUAUGGCGAUUUUUCCUCUCGAUUGUAGGUAUAUAAAGAUGUCUUUGGAGAUAUGGGUUUUGCUCGAAUUUGGUGUUAAGGAGUCGUGGACUAGAUUUGUUAGCAUUGAGAUUCCCAUGGAUUUGGGAAGGCCAUUGGGAUUUUGGAAGAAAAGGAAGUUGUUCAUGGAGAACAGUGAGGGGCAGUUGGUCUUGUAUGAUCCUUUUACACAGACAAAAAAUUAUCUUCAAAUUGAAGGGCUUAAGGAAUCGUUCGAAGUUGUACUCCACACGCAGAGUUCGGUUGCCAUCAAUGGAGGGCAGGAUAAUCUUUGAGUUAUGGA
This is a messenger RNA of Alnus glutinosa, 938 nucleotides long. RefSeq names its product F-box/kelch-repeat protein At3g06240-like. Bases 97 to 930 code for a protein of 277 amino acids. NCBI's taxonomy places the organism in Eukaryota, Viridiplantae, Streptophyta, Magnoliopsida, Fagales, Betulaceae. The record is from RefSeq and is a predicted model, not a curated record. The transcript has a single exon.